AUGGUAGACAUUAACAUGAAGUCGCUUCCCAGCGUCCAUAUAACCAUAGAUCCCAAUUAUAUUUCUGAUAAUGAAAAAACACUCAGUGACGCUGAAUCAUCCCGUUUAAAUCCAGACUUCUUGAGAGAGGAACCAACAACGUCACCUGCGGGAGGUAGCAAUAACGAUGGAAAAUCUCUAGACCGAAAUCCAUUGGUACGCGUUGGUAUACCUUUCUAUGGUGUAUACCGAGACGUCAGGGACCGCUACUCACAGUAUCCCUCUGACAUUAUUGAUGGUUUAAAUGGCCAAGUUGUUGCUGCCGCCAUCUUUAUUUUCUUUGCCGCCCUUUCCCCUGCCAUCACCUUCGGUGGCAUGUAUGCUGAUAAAAUGAAUAACGACAUCGGAGUUGGGGAAUGUCUGUUGCUGUCUAGCGUAAAUGGCGUCAUUUUUGCCCUGUUUGCUACUCAACCUCUUCUGAUAGUCGGCGCUACUGGUCCUCUUAUGGUCUUUGAUAUCAGCCUAUAUACCUUCUGCAAGACAUUUGAGGUGGACUUCCUGUCCAUGAGAGUGUGGAUUGGUUUCUGGAUGACGAUCACUGCCUUGAUAGUUGUUGCCACUGAAGCUGUGUUCCUGGUGAGGAACAUCACCAGGUUCACUGAGGAGAUCUUCGCCUCUUUAGUCAGCCUUAUCUUCGUUUACGAAGCCAUUGCGAAGAUGGUGAGAAUUUUCAAGGACCAUCCGCUCCUGGAGAAGUAUAGCCAUGGUGAUCAUGGCUCUAAUGCAACAUUGUAUGUUAAUAACAGCAGUGAGACGUCGCUACCUAACAGCAUCAACAGCACUACAGAAGAGCUCCUGAAAGUAACUGCCCAGCCCAACACAGCUCUACUUUCCCUUAUACUCAUGCUGGGAACCUUCAUUGUCGCUAUUAAGCUUAAAGACUUCCGCAACUCCAAAUUCUUAAAGAGAGGCAUACGUCGAUCUCUGGGAGACUUUGGUGUUCCUAUAGCCAUUUUCCUCAUGGUGCUGCUGGACUACCUCAUUAAGAACACGUACACCGAUAAGUUGACAGUGCCCGAAGGAAUUCAACCAUCCAACCCUGAAGUCCGUGGCUGGUUGAUCAACCCAAUGGGCCAGGAGAGUCCACUGCCGGUCUGGACGAUGUUCGCCGCCGCUCCAGCUUCCAUGCUCUUGUUCUUCCUCGUCUUUCUUGAAGAUAAUAUUUGUCAUUUGAUUCUGAGCAAGCCAGAGCGCAAGAUGGUCAAAGGUACAGGUUUCCAUUGGGAUCUUUUUCUGUCUUGUUUCAUUAACUUGAUUUCUGGACUCUUGGGAGCUCCCUUCAUGGGACCAGCUUGUGUCAGGACUGUGUCCCACACUGCAGCUCUGACCAUCACCACACCUGCUUCCUACCCUGGAGAAUCUCCAAAAAUUCAAGGUGUCAGAGAGCAGCGACUAAGCAGUUUUGUGGUGUCAAUUUUAAUAGGCCUAUCUGUCCUGCUAUCAAAAAUUUUGAACCUGAUACCAAAAUCAGUUUUAUUGGGUGUCUUCCUGUACAUGGGUGUGGCUUCCACUGCUGGUAUUCACCUCAUUACAAGAACGAUACUACUGCUGAAGCCAGUCAAGUACCAUCCUGAUACCCCCUUCGUUAGAAAGGUCGACACAGGAAAGAUGCACAUAUUUACCAUAGUGCAGUUACUGAUGCUCGGCUUAUUAUGGGCAGUAACUCUGUCUCCAGCCUCCAUCGCUCUACCCUUCGUUCUCAUCCUUCUCAUUCCUCUGAGGCUCUAUAUUCUACCCCGUGUUUUCAGCAAAACAGAACUCAGUGCACUUGAUGGCACAGAAUCAAACAGUGAGGGCGAGGAUGAACCUGAUUUCUACGAGGCUUCUCAUGGACUUCCAGCCAACAUCGACAACUGACCAUCGCUGAAGUACAACAGACACGAAGUCGCCCCAUCGCAG
Molecule: messenger RNA, 1938 nt
Organism: Cherax quadricarinatus
Lineage: Eukaryota; Metazoa; Arthropoda; Malacostraca; Decapoda; Parastacidae
Source: RefSeq, a predicted model, not a curated record